AGUCAGUGAUGAUUGAAUGCUUCUUGUGAGUGGGUGGCGCCGGGUGGUGUUAGACUUGAGUUCAAACAGAGGUCAUACAGCGAUAAACGGUUGAUCACAUUAGAAGUGCAUAUCUGUAAACGCUACCCGUGACUUGUAAAUUAAAAGAAAUAUGGAGCUUAUAGGCAGUGUAAAAACCUACGAUUGGGGUAAGUUAGGUCAGGAUUCAUUCGUGGCCAAAAUUGCCUCGGCCAACAACAGUCAAUUCGUGCUGGACACGAAUAAACCGUAUGCUGAACUGUGGAUGGGAGACCACUGCAGUGGUCCUUCGCUAGUCAAAGCUACUGGCGAGGAGCUUGGGGUUUUCGUUCAACGGGAUCCGGUCACUAAUCUGGGGGCGGACACGACAAAACUAUCGUACCUAUUCAAAGUGCUAAGCAUUAGAAUGGCGUUGAGUAUCCAGGUGCAUCCUGAUAAGGUUGAAGCGGUUAAACUGCAUGCAACAUAUCCGGAUAUCUAUAAAGACCCGAACCACAAGCCCGAGCUGGCCAUUGCUUUGACUGAUUUUCAAGCCAUGUGCGGUUUUCGUCCGUACGAUGAAAUUUAUUCUCUUUUGAAAAGCUGGCCCGAACUAGAAAUUUUGUUGGGAAAGGAUAAAAUUCAGAAACUUGAAACAGGCGGUGAACAAGCUCUUCGGGAUUUGUACGCUACGCUAAUGCACAGUAAACCGGACGAACUGAAAAACUGCAUAUCACAAAUGCUUUCGAAAAUUACGGCCAAAGCUGACCCAUCCAGUUUAGACAAGCUUUUCCUGCAGCUGCAUAAAGAUUUUCAAAACGAUGUGGGUCUUCUUUCGAUCUACUUUCUUAAUGUUCUAAAUUUAAAACCUGGCCAAGCCAUCUAUCUGUCGGCUAAUGUGCCCCACGCCUAUCUGGCAGGCGAUUGUAUCGAAUGUAUGGCCUGCUCCGACAAUGUGGUCCGUGCCGGUUUGACCCCGAAGUUCAAAGAUGUCGACACACUGCUACGGUUGGUCAGCUACGAGGGAGCUUCAGCAGAUUCGAAACUUUUUCAACCGGUCCAGCUAGAUCAAGCUGGGCAGCCGUACACGAAAACAUUCAUUCCGACGGUGAAGGAUUUUUCCGUAGCUGAGAUCAAGGUUCCGGAAGGUGUUUUUGAGUACACUAUUCGUAACGCUAAGAAUGGAUGUAUUGUUUUGGUUUGUUCGGGAUCAGCAAAGUUGACCUUGAAUGGAAUGGAUCCGGUUGAUUUGGCAUUUGGUAAGAUUGUGUUCGUUCCUGCCAGCGCUGGUUGCGAGCUGCGGCUAUCAAUUUCGGAAAGCGGCAGUGAGUUUGUUGCCUAUCAAGCAAUGUCGAAUGAUUUCUAGGAGUAAUAAAUUAUAUUUGGA
This is a messenger RNA of Malaya genurostris, 1384 nucleotides long. RefSeq names its product mannose-6-phosphate isomerase (gene Mpi). NCBI's taxonomy places the organism in Eukaryota, Metazoa, Arthropoda, Insecta, Diptera, Culicidae. Gene Ontology annotation, biological process: GDP-mannose biosynthetic process; carbohydrate metabolic process. Bases 152 to 1363 code for a protein of 403 amino acids. Gene Ontology annotation, molecular function: zinc ion binding; mannose-6-phosphate isomerase activity. Gene Ontology annotation, cellular component: cytosol. The transcript has 2 exons. The record is from RefSeq and is a predicted model, not a curated record.